This is a messenger RNA of Trachymyrmex septentrionalis, 3959 nucleotides long. It is a transcript of the gene Hr39, whose product is annotated as nuclear hormone receptor FTZ-F1 beta. The record is from RefSeq and is a predicted model, not a curated record. Gene Ontology annotation, biological process: tissue development; regulation of transcription by RNA polymerase II; hormone-mediated signaling pathway. Bases 489 to 3476 code for a protein of 995 amino acids. Gene Ontology annotation, cellular component: RNA polymerase II transcription regulator complex. Gene Ontology annotation, molecular function: nuclear receptor activity; zinc ion binding; RNA polymerase II cis-regulatory region sequence-specific DNA binding. The transcript has 7 exons. NCBI's taxonomy places the organism in Eukaryota, Metazoa, Arthropoda, Insecta, Hymenoptera, Formicidae.
UUCUCUCCCUCUUUCUCUCUCUUUCUCGUGCACGCGAGUGUGAUCGGUACAGUGCGAUCAGUGCGACGUGAUACGUUCUCGCUCGCGGAUCGCCCUUCGCUGUGCUUCGCGCGACAGGAUAGGUGCCGCGCGUACGUCAUCGUGAAAAAGACUGUCAGGAGUGCCUUACUAACUUCUUCCCCUUGAGAAUUACUUGUCGACGUUGUCGUACGGCAAAACGAGCACGACGUUCACCGUCCUCGUCACAGUGAGAUCCCAAACGGAGCAAGAGAGAGAGAGACGGACGGAUAAAGAAGAGAAAGAGCGCCUCGGCGCGUUGAACGAGUGGUACGAAGCGAGCGUGAAAUCGGCACAACAAUACGUAGUAGUACCCGAUAAUUCGUAGAGGUGACGACAAGAGAGCCCGCUGUAAGGAUGCUGUACACUUUCGUGAGGAUCGAGAGGCCACGAGUCGUAUCACGAGCUUGCAGCAGCGUAACCAGCUGAGAAUGUCAGAGCAAAACGGGCCCAGCGAGGGCCCAGGGCCAGGGCCCGGUUCGGAUUCCACGAGCUGGUGGCCAAGUACGCAGACUUGGAAGUCGUCAGCAGCCGCCUCGUCGUCGACUUCGUCGACUCCCACUUCAGCGUCCGUCUCUGUCUCCUGCUCUGCGUCCAGCUCGUCGACGAGCUCCUCCACCUCGAUCAACUCGUCCGCGACCUGUUGUCCCUCGUCGUGUAUCGGCGUGUCCUGCACGAUGAGUCCAAGCCGUUCCACGGAAACGGGGAAAAAUGUAUCCGUCACUACUAUUAACGUACCGCCCAAUCAAGAAAUGCAUGAUGCUAAAGGAGUAUGUAAAUAUCUCGGGGGGCAAAACGGCGUGACAGUAUCGGUGGUAUCGACCUCGAUUCUGGGAUGUGGAAACGCGAAUGCCGUCCCGACAAGCGGAAUCUGCACGAAUACGGGGUCGCAUAGUAUCGGUAUCGGAAUUGGUGGCAUCCUCGCUGCGAACGCAGCCGAUAUCGAUGAUCCUGAGGACAGCGACGGCGAGAUCAGUAAGAUUGACUUUCGAGGUGUCAAUCUACGUUCGAAGAAGAAACGCGACGUAUCGGGUAAUCAGAAUGGCGACAAGAUCGAUGACGGAGAAGCAAACGGCGACGGCGGGGGUUGCUGCGAUGAUAAUUCACAACAGCAACCUGAGAGGCCCAUGUCAUGGGAGGGUGAAUUAUCGGAUCAAGAAAUGUCUUCCAAUACAAUUACUAAUCAGGACCACAAUGAGGAAACGUCUAUGGAGGGGGUUCAAGUAUGUAGUACGAGUCCUGGGCCUAUGGAACAGAAGUUUCCUAUUAAGUCAGAGCCGGAUUUUCGAUCUAGUCCAGGUUUCACAAUAGGAUCCUUUCACGAUGGUGGAUUGCCCAUGACACACAAUCUACAAUUGCAACAACAGCAACAGCAACAACGUGGUAUCGAAAACAUCGAACAAACUCAACAGAGCGACCUACCACUUCUUGUAGGCAAGCUUCUCGGUGGAUACAACAAUUCAACACCUAAUCAUAGCCCCGUCCUCAAUCCGCGACAUCAUUUAACUAAACACAGUCAUACUAGAUCGCAGGUGCCGUCACCAGAUUCCGCCAUUCAUUCUGCCUAUAGCGUCUUCAGUUCACCGACACAGAGUCCUCAUGCAGCACGACACUCCGCCCUAGGAGCGGGUAGUCCGAUACCCUCCUCGUCGUUGUCCCUCUCUCGACACAGCUUCAACAACUCGACUUCUUCGUUAUCUCUAUCGUUGUCGCAUUCACUUUCGAGGAACAAUUCUGACGCUUCCAGUAGCUGCUACAGCUACGGUUCGCUUAGCCCGCCUACGCAUUCACCCGUCCAGCAGCCGAGACAUCCGCAUUCACACUCACAACAUCAUCAGCAUCAAGUGGCGCAAGGUAGUCCGCUGCAUCUACCAGCCUCCUCCGCAGUUGCCGCACAUCAUUACUCGUCCUCUUCCGUACCAGGUUCGGAAUUGUCGCCGGACGGCCAUCCAGUUGCGGAAGAUCAGGAAGACUGUAGGUUACCCUCGGCGCCAUCGGGUAUCUCCACCAGGCAACAAUUAAUUAACAGUCCCUGCCCGAUUUGCGGUGACAAGAUAAGCGGCUUCCAUUAUGGCAUCUUCUCGUGUGAAUCGUGCAAGGGAUUUUUCAAGCGCACCGUCCAGAAUCGUAAGAACUAUGUGUGCCUUAGAGGCGCAGGUUGUCCGGUCACCGUGGCCACGAGGAAAAAGUGCCCAGCCUGCCGCUUCGACAAGUGCCUCAAUAUGGGUAUGAAGCUCGAGGCGAUCAGGGAGGAUCGUACCAGAGGUGGUAGAAGCACUUAUCAGUGUACCUAUACUCUGCCAAAUCUCGUUGGUAGUCCUGCUGGUAUGACCAGUGAAAAACUGACGACGGCAGGCAAUUGCAGCCCGGCACCGGCCGGUAGCGAGCAUCAUUAUUCUGUUAGAUAUCAUUCAAAUCAUUCUUACAAGAUGCAAGUAGUACCUCAACUUUUGCAAGACAUCAUGGACGUAGAACAUCUUUGGCAUUAUAACGAUAACGAUCGGAUAAGCGGUAGUGGAGGAAUACUUGGAAGUGUAAGGAAUACCGGUAGUGACAGUCUGCUGCUCAGUGGAUCCGGAAGUGGUCCAGCGCUCAGCGGCACUGGAACUGCGACCAGCAUUGGCGUCGGAAACAACGGAGGUGCAGUGGAAUGUUCGUCGAAUGACUCUAGCAAUGUCGAUACUAGUAGCAGAAGAGGAGAAACGGCGAGCCCCACUGAUUCGAUCUUAACGGGGGCGUCCGAUCAACAUUCCACAAAUGGCAAUACCACUAAUAAUAGUAAUUCUCAAAUUGCCAGUAAUUCCAACGGUAAUUCAGCGCAGCAUCCAGACUUUCUAUCUAAUCUGUGCAACAUCGCGGAUCAUCGGCUCUACAAGAUCGUCAAGUGGUGCAAAAGUUUGCCAUUAUUUAAAAAUAUUUCAAUCGAUGAUCAAAUCUGUUUGUUGAUUAACUCUUGGUGCGAGCUACUACUUUUCUCCUGCUGUUUUCGCAGCAUGAGCACUCCCGGUGAGAUAAGAGUGUCUCUCGGCAAGUCGAUUACUUUAGAACAGGCAAGACAGCUUGGUUUAGCGACUUGCAUCGAGAGGAUGCUCACUUUUACCAACAAUCUGCGAAGACUGAGAGUAGACCAAUACGAAUAUGUUGCAAUGAAGGUGAUCGUGCUGUUAACGUCCGAUACAAGCGAAUUAAAAGAGCCUGAAAAGGUCAGAGCUUCUCAAGAAAAGGCACUUCAAGCACUCCAGCAAUAUACAAUCGCGAGGUACCCAGAAAUGCCUGCCAAAUUUGGUGAAUUAUUGUUGAGAAUUCCAGAUCUGCAAAGAACAUGUCAAGCAGGAAAAGAAUUGCUCAGUGCAAAACGUGCCGAGGGAGAAGGCAGCUCGUUUAACCUUUUAAUGGAAUUGUUGAGAGGAGAUCACUGAAUUGUCAGCACAGUGAGCUAUGCCAUUCCACGCUUAUAGGGUCCAUAAGCUUAGGGAAUCGGAUAUUAAUAGAUAAUCGCAGAAUAAGAAAGAUUAGGAAAAAAACAAACGGCAGAUGUAAGGUCUCUAGUGACAUUAGUACUUGGUGAGGGGACUGUAUUCUUUGUAAUUAGGAUGCAUUAACCUAACAAAAGGUGAAAAGAAUUUUUCUAUUUUACGUCGGAAUGCUUCCACAUACAGGUUGUGCAUGUUCGCAUUCCUGUUUUGAAACAAACGAAUUUUGAAGCGGCCUACAGUGUAUGUCGGAUUUGUACUUCCGCAUACAGGUAGAUGCUAAUGAGACUGAAAGUUUAAUUGACGGAGACACACAGAGCAUUUACUUUUACAAUGAUAAGCGUUGUAUAAAUACGGAGAUGGUAUCAAAUAGCAUUAAAAUGCUAUAUUCUAUUAGAUUGAUGUAAUCUAUUCGAGCGCGAACUUUAU